UAUAAAUUCACAGUUUGAGGCUCUUAUCUCUGCAUCCAUCUCCAAACUAUUUCUUAAUCUUUUAACGCCUUUUAAACCAGGCCAGACAUAUGGCCAAGUUUAAUGCCCUCUUUUUCUUAGCCCUGGUGCUCUGCUCCUCUCUUGCCCAUGCCUCUCGCCCUGUCCCCAAACAAGCAAUUGAUCAAGCCAAAACUCAACAUGAGGGUAUUGAAGCAGAGAAAGCUGAGGUGGUUGAAGAAAGCUGUGAAGGAAUUGGAGAGGACGAGUGCUUAAUGAGAAGGACUCUGGCUGCUCAUACCGACUAUAUCUAUACACAGAAACAUAAUAAACCUUGAGUUUUGUAAAGUCUGUGUUUAGUUUGGGUUAUGCAAUACCUUUAUCAGUAAUUAUAUAAUAAAAAUUAUAUUUUCAUUAGCAAA
Messenger RNA from Ziziphus jujuba (common jujube), 419 nucleotides. RefSeq names its product phytosulfokines 3. The transcript has 2 exons. Bases 90 to 335 code for a protein of 81 amino acids. Lineage: Eukaryota; Viridiplantae; Streptophyta; Magnoliopsida; Rosales; Rhamnaceae. Gene Ontology annotation, molecular function: growth factor activity. Gene Ontology annotation, biological process: cell population proliferation. Gene Ontology annotation, cellular component: extracellular region. The record is from RefSeq and is a predicted model, not a curated record.